Messenger RNA from Boleophthalmus pectinirostris (great blue-spotted mudskipper), 3123 nucleotides. It is a transcript of the gene rhot1a, whose product is annotated as ras homolog family member T1a. The coding region runs from base 339 to 2198 and encodes 619 amino acids. Gene Ontology annotation, biological process: mitochondrion organization; small GTPase-mediated signal transduction. Gene Ontology annotation, cellular component: mitochondrial outer membrane. The transcript has 19 exons. Gene Ontology annotation, molecular function: calcium ion binding; GTP binding; GTPase activity. The record is from RefSeq and is a predicted model, not a curated record. NCBI's taxonomy places the organism in Eukaryota, Metazoa, Chordata, Actinopteri, Gobiiformes, Gobiidae.
GCUGUAGGAGCCGGUUAGGUCAAAGCAUGCACACGAAACAACUGCGGAAGAUGCUAUGUAAGCGCUGAAAACAGAAAUACGUCUUCUUACACCAAACUAUAGAGCUGAGGAUUCUGUAAUACGUAUAGAUGUAAAUCCUCACUAAGGAUCUACAUCGCUAGACUGAGCGGAGGCGUGAAACUCUGAAAAGAACGGCACGUACGCUCCGUCCGUUUUGCCCUACAAAGGCGCGGAGAGUUUGACAGCAGCGGGCCUGUCUCUGGUGUGGAGGAGGACGGCUUCAGAGGAGGACUACAUGCACGAAUAAAGUCUGUCCUCUUUGCAGCGACAACACCGACAUGAGGAAGGACGUGAGGAUACUGCUCGUGGGGGAACCCAAGGUGGGCAAGACAUCACUGAUUAUGUCUCUGGUCAGUGAGGAGUUCCCUGAUGAGGUUCCACUGCGAGCCGAGGAGAUCACCAUUCCAGCAGAUGUCACACCUGAGAGGGUGCCCACUCACAUUGUUGAUUAUUCAGAGGCUGAACAGUCAGAAGAGCAGCUCUAUCAAGAGAUCUCAAAGGCGAAUGUGAUAUGCAUAGUAUACUCUGUCAACAAUAAAAAGUCAAUUGAAAAGGUGACAAGUCAUUGGAUUCCUCUUAUAAAUGACAGAACAGACAAAGACAGCAGAGUACCACUGAUCCUUGUGGGGAACAAGUCUGAUCUGGUUGAACACAGCAGCAUGGAGACCAUCCUGCCAAUCAUGAACCAGUAUCAGGACAUUGAGACCUGUGUGGAGUGCUCAGCCAAAAACCUAAAGAACAUCUCUGAGCUGUUUUAUUACGCCCAGAAAGCUGUUCUUCACCCCACAGGACCCCUGUACUGCCCAGAGGACAAAGAGCUGAAGCCUUCUUGCAUUAAAGCCUUAACCAGAAUCUUCAAAGUCUCUGACCUGGACAAUGAUGGCAUUUUAAAUGACAAUGAACUCAAUUUCUUCCAGAGGACAUGUUUCAAUACACCACUGGCACCCCAGGCUCUGGAGGACGUGAAGAACGUGGUUAGGAGGAACAUGAAUGAUGGGGUCAAGGACAAUGGACUCACACUUAAAGGGUUCCUGUUCCUUCACACUCUCUUCAUCCAGAGGGGGCGCCAUGAGACCACAUGGACUGUCUUGAGGAGGUUUGGAUACGAUGAUGACCUGGAGCUAACACAGGAGUACCUCUUUCCAAUUAUAAAGAUCCCUCCAGACUGUACCACUGAGCUCAACCACAAUGCUUACCUCUUCCUCCAAAGUGUCUUUGACAAACAUGACAAAGACAGAGAUUGUGCUUUGUCUCCAGAAGAGGUGAAGGACCUAUUCAAAGUGUUCCCCUACAUGCCUUGGGGUCCUGAUGUGAACAACACAGUCUGCACCAAUGAUCAGGGGUGGAUCACAUACCAGGGAUACCUCUCACAGUGGACGCUUACAACCUAUUUAGAUGUUCAGCGUAGUCUGGAAUAUCUGGGCUACCUGGGAUACUCGAUCAUCUAUGAACAGGAGUCUCAGGCAGCUGCCAUCACAGUAACUCGUAACAAGCGUAUUGACCUGCAAAAGAAACAGACUCAGCGUAGUGUUUUCCGUUGCAAUGUGCUGGGAGCGAGAGGCAGUGGCAAGAGUGGCUUUCUUCAAGCCUUUUUGGGCAGGAAUCUUCAGCGACAGAGGCGCAUUAGGGAAGACCACAAGUCUUUCUACGCUAUCAGCACAACAUAUGUCUACGGUCAGGAGAAAUACCUGCUGCUUCACGAGGUGAUGCCAGACUUUGACUUCCUUUCGGAGUCUGAUUUGGCCUGUGAUGUUGUUUGCCUGGUUUACGACGUCAAUAAUCCUCGCUCUUUUGAAUAUGCUGCCAAAGUCUACAAGCAAUACUUUAUAGAUAGCAAGACGCCCUGUGUUCUUAUUGCUGCCAAGUCAGAUCUGCAUGAAGUCCGCCAGCACUACAGUCUGAUGCCGCAUGACUUCUGUCGCAAACAUAAGCUCCACCCGCCCCAGCCGUUCACAUGUAACACAACCGAUGCACCCGGCAAAGAAAUCUACACAAGACUUACUACUAUGGCCAUGUAUCCACACAUGGCUCAAGCUGACCUGAAAAACUCUACGUUCUGGCUGCGGGCGAGUGUCGGUGCCACAGUGUUUGCCGUUCUGGGCUUUGCCGUGUACAGAGCACUGGUCAAACAGCGGUGAGGAGAUGUGCCAUUUCCCCCUGCCCACGGGCCUGUGCCUCCAUUCAAAAGACUGACCACCCACCCACACUCGUGUGCUUUUCUUUCUGAUGCAUCAUGAACAGAGCAAAAAGACAUUAUACAGCAUACAAAACUGUUUGGCUUUAUGGGGAAAAGGGUUGGUUACUUUUGAUAUAUCAUGAGCCCUUAAAUCUAUUUGUACAUGCAUUCUUCUGAUCCGUAAGGAUGUUUCUUCCUCAGUGUUAUUAGAUUAAACUUUAGAGCGGUGACCUUAAAGGUGUCACACUGUUUAUAGAUAUGUAUAUGCAGUAUAUAAAUAUAAAUAUGUACUAAGCUGUUAUAGACCUGGGCUGUAGAUGUCAGAAAGUCUCUCUCCCCCAGCAACUGAACAGCAGAAAGGUCCUGGGUGUCAAGCACUGUUUAUUUUUGUGUUUAUUAAUUUAUUAAUAUUGGGUUUCUUUGUUGUCUGUCAAAAUGCCUGUUUUCGUCACAAAAGACGAAUAAAGGGAUAUAAUUUUUCAUGUAUUUUUGUAUGAUAUGAUUUGCUUUUUACAUUAUUCAUUUUAUCCAGAGUUUGUUUUUAACUGAUCAGGAACAACAUGACGACCACUGCCCAUAGUUCAAGCCCAUGUCACAAAUUGACCAUUGCAGACCUCUGGCAGUUCUCGUGCAUAGGCUGUAUGCAUUUAACUUUAAAAAAAAAAAAGUGCCCAUUUGCCCAUUGCAUCCAACCUAAAAACAGGUGCUAAGAAGAGAUCACUGUUUUUAUAUGUCUGUGGUCAUACCAUCAUGGCCUGAUCAGUGCACUUUGUUAGAUCUCAAUGAUUAGACUAAAUUUUUAGAUAACUAGUACAUUUAUCUUUUAUCAGAACCAUGUGUUUUAGGUCAUCUUUACAAUUUAAUUUACAAUAAACAGUAUAAACUUA